Molecule: messenger RNA, 675 nt
Organism: Peromyscus californicus insignis
Lineage: Eukaryota; Metazoa; Chordata; Mammalia; Rodentia; Cricetidae
Product: keratin-associated protein 4-3-like
Exons: 2
Coding region: 1-675 (224 amino acids)
Source: RefSeq, a predicted model, not a curated record
AUGACUACCCAGAUCCUACCUCAGCAGCCCACACAGAAGCCCAGGACCCCGUCCUGCUGCACCCCGUCGUCCUGCUGCACCCCGUCGUCCUGCUGCACCCCGUCGUCCUGCUGCACCCCGUCGUCCUGCUGCACCCCGUCACCCUGCUGCACCCAGUCCUGCUGCACCCCGUCGUCCUGCUGCACCCCGUCGUCCUGCUGCACCCCGUCGUCCUGCUGCACCCCGUCCUGUUGCACCCCGUCAUCCUGCUGCACCCCGUCAUCUUGCUGCACCCAGUCCUGCUGCACCCCGUCACCCUGCUGCACCCCGUCAUCUUGCUGCACCCAGUCCUGCUGCACCCCGUCACCCUGCUGCACCCCGUCACCCUGCUGCACCCAGUCCUGCUGCACACCGUCGUCCUGCUGCACCCCGUCGUCCUGCUGCACCCCGUCGUCCUGCUGCACCCCGUCGUCCUGCUGCACCCCGUCCUGCUGCACCCCGUCGUCCUGCUGCACCCCGUCCUGCUGCACCCCGUCGUCCUGCUGCACCCCGUUGUCCUGCUGCACCCCGUCGUCCUGCUGCACCCCAUCAUCCUGCUGCACCCCGUCACCCUGCUGCACCCAGUCCUGCUGCACCCCGUCGUCCUGCUGCACCCCGUCCUGCUGCACCCCGUCGUCCUGCUGCACCCCGUCCUGA